This is a messenger RNA of Aegilops tauschii subsp. strangulata, 1390 nucleotides long. RefSeq lists its product as uncharacterized. The record is from RefSeq and is a predicted model, not a curated record. Gene Ontology annotation, molecular function: rRNA N-glycosylase activity. Lineage: Eukaryota; Viridiplantae; Streptophyta; Magnoliopsida; Poales; Poaceae. Gene Ontology annotation, biological process: negative regulation of translation.
CAUACAAAGAGCACCCAUAUCCUCUCUACUCUCUAGUGGUGCGGUGCCUCCCCAGCCUCGCCGCUUGGUUUCCCAUGGCGAACCAGCUGCCGGUGCAGCAGCAGGUCAACCCGCUUGGACAUGGAGAUCUCAACCAGCAGCGCAUGUGCGCCCCGCGGCAGCGAAACCUGAACAACGUUCCUGUCAUCCACCUUGACAUUGGACGUCCACCGCAUGGAGAAGACGACGACCUGGCCCAGCGCUAUGAGGAUUUCGUGCGAAUAAUCAUCCGCCGGUUAACGAAGAUCUGCCCUGCAACCUAUUACGGAAAGCCAAUUACCCCAUACCCAAAUGCAGCGAACCAUCCUACUGAGGGUCAUAGCUACUUCCGUGUCGUCUUCUUUUCAAGCACCAAUGAUUAUGCGAGAGUGGAAUUCCUGAUAAGGGACUUCGACCUCUAUCUACUGGGACUGAGAAGGCAGCUGGAUGGCGAGUGGUCGCCCUGGUACCGUUUUACACCUUCUCUGGGGUGGCCGUCAUUCCCGAUGGGCGAGGUUGUAAAUUAUAGGUUUGAUGGGGGACAUGAGCACAAGGUUGACAUGGGUGGUCGCGAAACUCUAGAGUUCAUCUUCGACACAAUUUGGACGUGGCACCUGAAUGAUGUGAGAAGCACAAAUCUGAAGCUGGCGGUUGAAAAAGCUUUCACGCUUAUUUGCGAAGCACUACGAUUCCAGUAUGUUUUUGAUGAGCUAGUAAGGAGGAUCCAAUAUGGAGAGGAUUCAAGCCCCCUGGACAUUGCAGACCUGCCUAGCGAGAGAGUCUGGAAGCGCAUUGGCAGCUGGGGCGUCAUGUGUGAAGUUGCCUUAGAAGCAGGCCUCAAUGAUGGCUUGCUAAGAACCAGAGACAAGAUGAGGGAUUAUGACCGAAUCUACCAUAUCAACAGCUUCCUGGAUAUGAUGAAUGGACUCAGUGUUCUGAAGAGGAUCGAGAAAUCUCAUCUGAUCCCGCCGGUGCAUCAGCGAACCCCGGCCUAUGGAAUGCCUGUUCUUGAGCCUGGCUUCAUACCGCUGGACCAAGAGUAUCCCCCAGAUAAUUGGUGAGCAGGCACUCCGGCCCGUCGUGAGCAGGGAUGAAUGGAUGGCUACUUGGUCUCUAUCUCUUAUUGGGCUUAACCCUAUGGUACUACUGUUUAAGUCGAUUUGGAUUUGGUGGUUGUGCAUGCCGGCCACAUGUAAGUGUGUUUAGGAGAAUUUGACAGCUCGGCCGUGCGCGGGGAUGGCUGUGCACGCCGGCUGUAUGCUCUAUUUGUCAGCUAUGUUGUACUCCUAUUAAGACUUGGCAGCUAGGCCGUGCGUAGGGAUGGCUGUGCACGCCGGCUAUUUCUCAGUUAUGUUGAACUCGUAUUCAGACU